Danio aesculapii is the source of this 5485-nucleotide messenger RNA. RefSeq names its product pyridoxal (pyridoxine, vitamin B6) kinase b (gene pdxkb). Gene Ontology annotation, biological process: pyridoxal 5'-phosphate salvage. Gene Ontology annotation, molecular function: pyridoxal kinase activity. The coding region runs from base 202 to 1122 and encodes 306 amino acids. The transcript is spliced from 11 exons. Gene Ontology annotation, cellular component: cytosol. The record is from RefSeq and is a predicted model, not a curated record. NCBI's taxonomy places the organism in Eukaryota, Metazoa, Chordata, Actinopteri, Cypriniformes, Danionidae.
GAUGCCUGAGUAGCUGUGCUCGCCAAUGAGCGUCUCCACCAGUGUGAAUGUCCUUCAUUUCUCUGUCUGGCUGCUGAACUUGCCAUCACGGAUCCCAAUUUGGAUUUAAAACGGGAAAGGAAAGCACCCCUCCGGUUCGCCGCUGCCGCUCGAAUCGCGUGACAUUCUGGAGCGUUUAAAACAACUUUAACUGCGCGCGACAUGGAGUGCCGAGUGCUGUCUAUCCAGAGUCAUGUCGUGAGAGGAUACGUGGGGAAUAAAUCUGCAUCCUUCCCUUUACAGGUCAUGGGGUUUGAGGUGGACUCGAUCAACUCUGUACAGUUCUCCAACCACACAGGUUACGCUCACUGGAAGGGACAGGUCUUGACCGCCGAUGAACUUCACGUCUUGUAUGAAGGGAUCAAACUGAACAACGUCAACCACUACGACUAUGUCCUUACAGGUUACACUAGAGAUACAUCAUUUCUGGAGAUGGUGGUUGAUAUUGUACAAGAGCUGAAGAGGGCCAAUCCUAACCUCGUAUAUGUUUGUGACCCUGUCUUAGGUGACCAUGGUUCAAUGUAUGUUCCCCAGAAUCUCCAUCCCGUGUACAAGAAUAAAGUGGUCCCGGUGGCCGACAUCAUCACACCCAACCAGUUUGAGGCCGAGUUGCUGACAGGGAAGAAUAUCAGCACAGAGAAAGAUGCUGUUGAGGUGAUGGAUCUACUGCAUAAGAUGGGUCCAGACACUGUGGUCAUUACCAGCUCUGACCUGCCGCCUCGUCUUGGGGACAGAUUCCUGGUGUCUCUCGGGAGUCAGCGCAUCUUGAUGCCGGAUGGGACGAGGACGACCCAGCGGAUCCGGAUAGAGGUGCCGAAAGUGGAUGCGGUGUUCGUGGGCACUGGUGAUCUAUUUGCUGCUAUGCUGUUGGCCUGGACUCAUCAUUACCCAACAGACCUGAAGACGGCAUGUGAGAAGACCUUCUCCGUUAUGCAUCACGUCAUUCAGAGGACUAUAUCUUAUGCUCACGAGAUGGCAGGUCCUGGCAGAAGACCCAGUCCUUCCCAGCUGGAGUUGCGGAUGGUCCAGAGUAAAGCGGACAUAGAGGAUCCAGCCAUAGUGAUGGAGGCCACCGUUCUAUAGAGCCGCCCCCUGCGCGAGCGCACCUCUCAUCCACAUCUCACCCUCCGCUCACAACUGCACAAUGUAUAGAUGUUGUACAUUUUGAUAUGUAAUGUGACAUUGCCUUAGAAUCUCAGCCAGAGCACAAGGGUUCCACUUCAAGAGAUUCAGCAGGGUCCAAAUGAGCGCUCAAGAGCCAAGAGAUGACGGCCAGAAGAGGAGGAUCAGCCUCACUCUCGUUCACACUCUUUUGUCCAUCUUCACCAUCUCUAUCUCUCUCUCUGUUUCUCUCAAAGCUCCUCAAGAGGUCCGGUUUGUCCUGCACGUAAAGCCCAGUCACUGACAGGUCCAGAGCAGGUCAGUUACGCACCUAAACUGCCAUUGAUCUAGUGUGGACCAAUUUACAAAAAACAAAAGGAUGGUGUGAUGCUUUCUAUAUGCGAGUCAGAGCUGUUCAGUUGAGAGUCAAACAAAAACUGUCAAGAAAUGCCUGGGUCAUAUUUCAAUCCAAAAUCAAAGGAGAAAUUUGAUUAUUGCAGAGAACAGAGGCUAUUGUUAGGGUUAUUAGAUUAUUAUAAUCAUGUGAGCUAAUACUUAGUCAUUUCUGUUAUCAUUUACUCACCCUUGACUUGAUCUUGACUUGUGUUUAUAUUUUGAAGAAUUUUGGAAACCUGUAACCAUUGACUUCCAUAGUAUUUGUUUUCCUACUAUGUAUGUCAGUGGUUACCGGUUUCCAACAUUCUUCAAAAUAUCUCAAGGGUGAGUAAAUGAUGAGAGAAUUUUCUUUUCUGGGUGAACUGUCCCUUUAAGGAUCUAUGCAUGGGUUUUUAUUGCCAUGAUUAACAUGUUUCUGUCAUGGCGCUAUAUGUUUGGCACUGUAUUAGCAAGAGUAAAGAGAUUUUUUUGUUGUUGUUGACGAAAAUACAACAUGCCAGAAACAUAAUGAUAACUGCAAUAAAGAUCCGAUCAUAGGUGUAUUUACUUGCUUAAAUCCAAACAGUACGGGUUUUAAUCAACCCAGGCUCAUUCUGAAAACGUACCCCUGUAUACAUUUCCGGAGAGCUCCAAAUACGUCCAGGAGGUAAAUUUUUUUGCAGUUUUUGUUUUCGCAAAUCCACCAGAGGCUGUUGUGUAGGCUUUUUGAGAUCUCAAAUUUCUCUCACGAGUGCCAUUAGUGCCUGCUGUUCUUGCUUAAAUCCACCAGAGGCCGCUGUCGACUGACUGACUGACUGAAUGACUGACUGACCCACCCUCCUCCUUUCCUAAACCCAACUGAUAAUGUUUUCAAAAGCACCGAUUGAUCCGCCCAACCACUUCCCUAAACCCAACCGACAGUGUUUUGAAAAGCAACCCAGAAAAAGAAAAGCCCUCACCUGAUUUUUUUUUUACCACGUUUUCCAAUUCUACGUCGUUCUCACUCUGUUAUUUACUUGUUUAUUUAAUUUUUUUUCCUUUUGUUUUUGUUUUACCUGCUUUCUGGAACCGUUCUUCGCCAGACUCGAACUCCGUUGUCAUGGUCAACUCCUUUCUGUGUCUUAAAUCUGUUGACGUACAUGGCGAGCUACUGAGCAAACUGGUAACGGCGGAAAAGCCAUCUACACGGAGGUAAGCGGUCAGCUGGUAGGGCAAAAAGAAACAGCGUCAUCCUGCCCCAUAGCGUUUGUUUUAAAGAUGAAAUGCAGCCAUACGUACCUCUGGCUACAUAAAUCACGGUCUCCAGAAAUGUGUACAGGGGUACGUUUUCAAAAUGAGCCUAUAUUGGUUAUAAUGUGCCAGGCAGUGCACUGCUUUCAGAGACCAUUAGAAAAUUCUCAGUUUCUCUGCGUUUACAAUUUAUUGUUUUUGAGUAAAACAUACUUUUUGCUUUAUUCUGUAAAGUACUGUUAACAUUUUAAAAUACAAAUGUUUAUAAUAUUAUUAGAUACAUAUAAUAUUAUUAUUAUAUACAAAUGUUACACAUUAUAUUACACGUUUAACAUAGGAAUUAAAAUGAAGAGUUCAGAUACAAGUGCCAUAUCAUUUUUCUCAAUGUCCUAGGUUUACAUUCAGGUAUUUCACUUUAAAUGCAAUGAAAAGAACCUAAUAUUUGCCCUAAAAGUGAAACACACAAGAGCCUGAGACAAAUUCAGAGAUGUAACUUUAAACUGAAUUGAUCUUAAUGGUCCCGUGAAGUGCUUCGAAAUAUGCAUUUUUAUUUGAUGUUUGAUCCAAACCAAUACACAAAGAGAGGGUGGGACAUUGUGUAGCCCCUCCCCUUUUUAAAAAACAGCCAAUAGUGUUUUGUUUUUAUCACAGCUCUGCCAGCGAGAGUGUUGAGCUCAAGCGCAUCAAAAGAAAAGCCAAUGAGAAGCGUCUUAAAGGGGACGGGGCAUGUCAGAUACUAGAGAGCAUUUGAUUGCUCAAGAUUUGAUGGGAAACUGAAGUAUGAGCUGACAGGAAUAAAACCGUUGAUUCAUUUAAGCGAAAGUGACAGACUUCAAGCUUUAUAUGUUUAUAUCAGUUUUAUAUCUUCUAAACAUGAAUUUUCUCACUGUUUUGCAGCACACUAGCUUACAGAUAUCUUAUGGCCCAUUUCCACUGAGUGGUACAUUAUGGUACCGUUCGCUACGCUUUAAUGGCCGUUUCCACUGUCAAAGGGAACCUAAAAGUGAACUGUCCCGUACCACAGCCGAGACAUUACACUGUAAUAAUAUAUACAUAUAAAAACAAGCCAAGGUCGACCCAAGCUCAAACAAACCUUGUGAUUGUCUUGAUGAAUAGCCACAAGGCCAAGAAAAAGAGCAGAACUACCCUGUGCCCUGUAGUUGAUUACAAGGCUGUCUAAAGCGCUAGCGGUUUCGCUUUCUUGCUUUUGCUCGCCGCAUGUCGAUAUAUGAAAAAAUUAACAUCUUUAGCUGAUGAUAAUAACGUAUGCGUGAUUAUUGAAGUGUUUCUGACAUCCAAUCCUUUCAGAAACAGACAAACGUGAGAGUGAUGUGUGAAGAAACAGGAGAAUCCCGACAAAACAAUAGAGCGAAUGAUUCCUUCAGCAACCUAAAACAUGAACAAACUGCAAUGUUUAACUAUUGUCAUCACCUUUUGCACUAUUAUGAUCUCAGAAUGGUGGAAAUUCUUUCUAACAAGAGGCUGCAUGUGCUGGUGAAGAUUAAAGAUACAUAUGAGAGGUUUGCACUGACUGGGCUAUAUGUUGCGUGUGGUUUUGGAACCCAAAUAAGGACUAAUUGUAUGUUGUGUGACGUUUUUCUGUAAUUGGUAACAUAUCGGAGACUGUAAGGGUCUGUAUGUGUUCAUAUAUGUUGCAUUUAUUUAUUUAUUUUAUAUAAUUACAGACGUUACAGUAGGCUAUUUUGCAUUGAUCAUUGAUCUGCAGUUAUAAUCAAAUCCUGUUUAUAGAAAGGUUAGUAAUGGACAUUUAUACACAAGUGUUUAUGUGUAUAAAGCAUCUGUUUUGUGAGAAGUGCUUCUCAUAUGAUAUGUGAACGACCCGUACAGCUUUACUGUGGACAUUUCCUUAAGCGAGAAUGACGUCGACUGAACUUUCUUUCACACAUUGGUACCCUUUUGGCAGUGGAAACGCAACCCUGAUAACUGACCUGUACUAUACCGUACCAUACCACUCAGUGGAAAUGGGCCACUAAAAACUAACAAUACUGAUACUAACAUCUAAAAAACUUUAUUUUAAUUUCACGGGACCUUUAAAUCUAGAUUUGUUUUCCACACAGCUAAUUUUCCUCAUGCAAAAUACAAUUGUGUAUUCUGUUGUUUUGAGGUUUACCCAGAAAGCUUUGGCUCGUGGCAGAUCUUGCUAUCUGGAAAACAAAAAAAAACUUUUUCAGCCGACCUGAAAAAGUGAGCAAGUUUGCUAAAUGUGUAUUACUGACCCAAAGCACACACUUGUGUCUCCAAUCUGUGUAUUUUAUUGGUCAUCCUAUUUUUCUGGACGAGAUGCGCUGCUGUAUUUUGUGACUUGUUGUUUAUUUUGGUGAGAUGUACUGUAAUCAUUCUUGGCCUUGCUCGUCGUGUGAAUGGUUUGAUUCUCUUUCCGUUGAGUUUGUUGUACAUCGAGCAUUUUUAAACACACCACUUUUAGCAUUUCACUUUUGUGUUCAUUGUUUGUUGCUCAGUGUAAACUAACAUCAUCAUCUCAUUUGCUUUGAACUGAUUGUAUUUGCAUCGAUAAUCUACUUGUUUGUACAAGCAGAAGAGACUUUAAAAAGUAGCGUCGACUUUUUAUUUGAUAGUAUUUUCAUAUCUUAAAAGGAAAAAGACUAGUGGGAAGUCUGAAGGGGAACUUGUUAAGAUGCCUUGACUGAAGUCGCCGCUUGGUUACAAUGCUGUGAAAGAUAAUAAUAAAAGGCAGAUGAGUUCGAUCUGUUUUUAUUCA